CACAACCUUUCUCGCACCUUCAACAAACCUUCGAACGAGCUGAACAAGGCCCAAACUACCGCAGAUGUCGCUGACCCAAGCGGCCACCCGACUUCUCCGGCGCGACGAUGACGAAGACUGCGUCUGGGUCGAGCCCGGGCCCAACGGCCACGUGCCCCCGAGCGAAACGGCCUGCAACUCCUACUACAACUUCAACCCCCAAUUUGCCCCUGCCGUAGCCGUUGCCGUCAUCUUUGGCAUCUUUACCGGGAUCCAUGUCGUCGAGGCCUUUGUCUUUAAGAAGCGAUACGCCUGGGUCCUCAUCAUGGGGGCCUUGUGGGAGACGCUCGCGUUCGUGCUGCACUCGCUCGGGUCCCGGGACCAGCAGAACGAGGGCUACUCCACGUCGUGGACCCUGCUGUUCCUGCUGGCGCCACUGUGGAUCAACGCGUUCGUGUACAUGACGUUCGCGCGCAUGGUGCUGUACUGGCACCCGGAGAACGGCGUGGCCGGCCUGCGCUCCGUCGUCAUCGCCCGCUUCUUCGUCUUUGCCGACAUCCUCAGCUUUGUCGUCCAGCUCGUCGGCGGCUUCAUGGCCACCGCUCAGCUCCACGGCAAGCUCGGCCUCGCCGCCGUGUACGUCUACAUGGCCGGCGUGGGCCUCCAGCAGUUCUUCAUCCUCGUCUUCCUCGGCCUCAUGAUCGCCUUCCAGCGACGGUGCAGCCGCGAGCCGCUCUACGACGAUGAUGGCGACUCCGACGCCGCCGCCGACAAGCCAAGCUGGAGACCGCUGCUGUACGGGCUCUAUGCCGUCUUGGUCUUUAUCACCAUCCGCAUCAUCUUCCGGCUGAUCGAGUACUCGAGCGGGUUCGGCCUCGACAACCCGAUCCCGCUGCACGAGGAGUACGCGUACGCGCUCGACUGCUUCCCCAUGAUGGCCGCCCUCCUGAUCCUCGCCGUCCUCCACCCGGGCCGCUACCUGCGCGGGCCCGAGAGCGAGUUCGUCCGGCUGUCGCGGAAGGAGAAGAAGGCCCGCAAGCGGGAGAAGAAGGAGGCACGAAAGGCGGAGAAGGAAGCACGGAAGGCGGAUAGGGAGGCCAGGAGACAGGCCGGGAGGGAGAAGAGGUCGGCAGAGCAGAGGGCAACCGACGAAGCGAACUCAUCCCUGCUUGCUUGAUCGGACGCGACGGUGGUGUCUGUGGCCCCUGUCCCCACUCAGUCGGUCGGCUGGCUGGCUGGCUCGCUGGCUGGUUUGACCAUGAUCUCACAAUGCCAG
Molecule: messenger RNA, 1255 nt
Organism: Thermothelomyces thermophilus ATCC 42464
Lineage: Eukaryota; Fungi; Ascomycota; Sordariomycetes; Sordariales; Chaetomiaceae
Exons: 3
Coding region: 65-1156 (363 amino acids)
Cellular component (GO): membrane
Source: RefSeq, a predicted model, not a curated record